UCUGUUGAUUAUAUUAGGGCGAUGACCAGCGCUCUCGAAAUACUUAGUGAAUUUGAUCAUCAGGCUUCAGAAGAUAUGCUUCUAAAUAUCCUCAAAAAAUGGUGGCCGCAGGUACACGAGGGCGUGAUAAACUGUUGUGUUGAAACUUCCGCAUUCGAAGAUGAAGGUGAUGCUGAUUACUUGGCCGGAAUUCUGGAGGCUUUGCAAAUUUGUUGGAUGAAAGGAACGAAGGUAUCUAAACCAUUAUUUGUUACUGGUACAGAGCAGAGAAAGAUAAAGGAAUACUUGACAAUUGGACAAAUUUUAUUGGAGAUUCGGAAAAGAUUCUAUGGUAAGAUUCAUCCAAUGCUGACCAAACUUUAUCUGCGAUUAGCUGAAGCGCACAAUUUGUUGGGGAAUGUGGCAUGGAAAGAAGAAUGCUUUGAGCUGUGCGAGCAAUGCAAAAAUGGAGAAGGGACAGAGCAAACUCAAUGCUCUCAGGGCUUACCACCUUAUAAGUUUGGUAUGUAUCGUGCCCGUGAGCUCAACGACCGUGGUGGUAGUUUGUUCAAGGAGCAGAAUUAUUACGGCGCAAUGAAGGCAUACACUGAAGCAUUACGUGUGUCGCCAAACGAUGCCAAGGUGUUGACCAACAGAGCUGCCAGUUAUCAUAAGUUAUCGCAGCAAAAAUGCUCAUCACCGGAAGACAAGCAGAAGAUGCUCGAACAAGCCCUGGUAGACUCACAGAGGGCAAUCACUGUUGAUCCCUCUUGGGCAAAAGGUUAUUACCGGAAAGCUGUCUCCCUUGCCCUUCUUGGUAGACGAGGACCCUCACUUGCCACAGCUGCGAUUGCUCGGUAUCUGUUUCCGUCGAGAUGCGCAAACAUUCCAGCAGUCGUGGAUUACUUUGGAAACUUUGAGGUACAUGUAGUCAAGACAGUACAGGACCUUCAAACUGCAACUGAGAAAACAGACACUAAAGCAAAGAAGCUUGAGAGCAAGAACAAAGUCGUUUUGUUAAAAGAAGGCGAGUAUCUGUUGGAGAGAAGUGUUGGCAUUUCAGAAGACAUUGUGAUCGUUAGUCACGGGAAAGUAUCAAUUGCGUGCAAGACUGGAGCACCUUUUCUUUUUAAAGCAGCGUAUCAUGUUGAGAAUGUAGAAAUGGCUACGGACUGUGACACCCAGGAAGAAUCACAAGAUUGCAGCUCAAAUGACAAUGAACCAGAAGUGAUACAAUUCUACCAAGGCUUACCAACUGUUGAUUCAACCAUUUACAGUGAUCGAGAAAUAAGCGACCGUGCUAAGAGUCUGUUCGAGGCGCAAGAGUAUUACGCAGCAGCAGAAGCAUACUCUGAAGCUUUACGUCUUUCUCCAAACAAUGCCAAGUUGUUGACCAACAGAGCUGCCAGUUAUCAUAAGUUAUCAGAGCAAAAAUGUUCAUCACCGGAAGACAAGCAGAAGAUGCUCGUACAGGCCCUGGCAGAUUCACAGAAAGCAAUAACUGUGGAUCCCUCUUGGUCAAAAGGUUAUUACCGGAAAGCCGUCUCCCUUGCCCUUCUUGGUAGACGAGGACCCUCACUUGCUACAGCUGUGAUUGCUAGGCAUCUGUUUCCGUCGAGAUGUGCAAAUAUAUCAAUAGUUGUGGAUCAUUUUGGAGACUAUGAUUCUCACGUCGUUAAAACAGUACAGGACCUUCAAACUGCAAUUGAGAAAAUAGACAUUAAGUCAAAGAUGCCUGCGAGGAAGAACAAAGUCGUUUUGAUAAAAGAAGGCGAGUAUCUGUUGGAGAGAAGUGUUGACAUUUCAGGAGACAUUGUGAUUGUUGGUCACGGGAAAGUAUCAGUUGCGUGCAAGACUGGAGAACCUUUUCACUUUAAAGCAGCAUACCAUGUUGAGAAUGUUAAAAUGGCUACAGACUGUGACAGACAUGAGGAAUCACAAGAAUGCAGUCCAAAUCAUUGUGAGCCAGAAGUGAUACGUCUUGCCACGCCUUCCGGAUAUGACAACAAUAGUUAUGAAUGUAAGGUAAACUAAUGGACGAUGAAUAUUUGCCACUUGGACUGAAAUCCUUUUUAAUGACUGAGGUUUCCUAAGAAAUGAUCCUAUAAAUGAAACUCAGAGCAUGCUGAAUUAUCGUUUCUUUAGACGACAAAAAAGAACAAUGAACAUGCAUUAUUGAGUUGCAACAUUUAAACGCCUUACCAUAAAGAUGAGGACCUGGGCGUAGGGAAGUGAAUAAUCAAGCUUUUAGAUAAAAAGCGAGCGCUAAAAUUUCCGUGGCAUUGAUGUAGCAAAAAACACAGUUCUAAGAAACUGUAUUCUGCUGGUGUUUAACAAACCUCGUAUCGCGGUACUCGUGUUCUGUUAAAGUAUCCUGAUACGCACCGCAUUUCCAGAAACAGCAUUUGUCACCAAGCGCCCUUAACUUCACAAAUCCUACGAGUGAUUGGCAGAAAAUGUGUCUCCACAGUUUUAGCAUAAUUUUACGAGUAAUGAAGGGUCCUGAGAACCAAGGAACUAUUCCCCAAAUAUUAGCCUGACCUUUCCACAAAUUUUCAUAGUUGCAGUUAUAAGAAAAUGUAAGGAGACUGAUGAGGAGAAUUUUUUAACUUCUCACAAGAAGUUAACCGAACAAAAAGUCAUUAUUUUACUGGAGGCGUUUGCUUCAGUUUUUGUAUUUGUACAUUAGUUUUGUUUUAUUUUGCACUUACUAAAUUAGACCGGAUUGAAGGUCAAGUUGCAAAGCUUAAUGAAAAAAAUUAAGUAGCAAUGUGGUGCCUUUGAUUAUUUUCCUCUAACAUUUGGGACAUCUAUGCCCUCUGAAAGGUAUACGCAGAUCUUCUUAUUCCCCCGUCUUACAGUAUAAUUUUGAUUACUGAUUGUGAGCUUCCAGUGGGGCUUAGCAAAUAUGUCUGCAUUUACUGUGCAAUUCAACUGUCCAAGGUAUUUCAAGAUCUGUAGUGAGAAAAU
Messenger RNA from Stylophora pistillata, 2949 nucleotides. RefSeq names its product stress-induced-phosphoprotein 1-like. Lineage: Eukaryota; Metazoa; Cnidaria; Anthozoa; Scleractinia; Pocilloporidae. The record is from RefSeq and is a predicted model, not a curated record.